AUGGAGGAGAUAGCAUCGGAGUUGAAGCAGAGAAAUGUGAGAGAAGCGUGGAAGGAGCUGGACGACCACUUUGACUCGACCCGGAGACGGCUCCGGACCCGGUUCCAGGAGCUCCAGGCCCGCGAGGAGGAAAUCGGAGUCCGUGAGAAGCUGUUGGAGGUGAAAGAGCUGAGAUUAGAAGCUCAGGCCAAGGGAUUGAAUGAAGUUGAGAAGCGGGCCGAAGAAGGUAAGAGUCAGUUGGAGUCUCUUAGGGUUUUGAUUGAAAAACAUGAAGCAGAGCUUGGUGUUAAAUUAAAGAGGCUCUCGGAGGUUGGGGAAUUAGUUAGGGAAAAGGAGAGGGAGUAUGAUUUGAUUCAGAAUCGUGUGAAAGAGAGGGGUAAGAGACUGAACAAGUAUAAUCGUGCGAUUGAGUUGAAAAAGGGGCAACUUGGUUCGAUUCUGAAAUCGAUGAUGGAAUGCCAGAGCAGAAUCGAUUCGAGGGAGAAGAUAAUGAGGGAAAUGGAGUUGAAAGGGAGGGACUUUUGUUUGCUGAAGAAAUCGAUGGAGGAUUGGUUAUGUAAAGUUGAAUUGAGAAACAGGGAGCUUGAUGGAUGGGUUGAGGUUCUUGAGGUGAAGGAGAAGGAUGUUGAGUCCAAAGUUGAGGAACUCCAUUUGAUUGUUGAGAGGGUCAGUGAAUGCCUUGAUGAGGUUCAGGUGAAAGAAGAGCAUUUUGUUUCGUUAGAAAAACCGAUACAGGAGCAGGAAAUGCAUUUGUGUUCACUCCAAAAGUUGGUGCAACAGCGUGACAAGGAGUUGGAUUCACUGUCCCAUGAACUUCAAAGGAAAGAGAGGCAUCUUGAAGAGGUUGAAUUGAAGAUGGCGAAAUUAGGACAUGCGAUUCCUUCAUACGUAAGUGAUGAUCAUUCCAGCAUUCAUUGGGAUGGUAGAGGCUUGCAAAUGUUCAUGAAUGAGCAGUUGAAGAGAAUAUAUUCAAUGGGUAGUGAAAUGUCAGCAAUUCUUAAAGCCUCAUCUGACCCAGCAAAAUUGGUUUUGGAUGCAAUGCAAGGAUUUUACCCUUCAAGUUCAACUCUGGACAACAAGGAGACUCAUUUUGAUUUGACAGUUAUUAGAAGGAGUUGUAUUCUUUUGUUAGAGGAUUUGAAGAGAAUGUCACCACAAAUUAAUGUUCGGGUGAGAAACGAAGCAAUGAAGUUGGCGGCUGACUGGAAGGCUAAGAUAGUAUCUAGUGAGAAUACACAGGAGAUUUUGGGGUUUCUGCGGCUUGUUAAUACGUAUGGAUUGAGUUCGAUGUAUGAUGCGAAAGAUCUUCAAAGCCUUCUUGCUGUUGUUCAUAAGCCCGAACAAGCAUCUCAAUCAAGUAGGGCCCUUGGUAUCAAAGAUAAAGCACCUGGUGAGGCCUUUUUAUGA
Molecule: messenger RNA, 1407 nt
Organism: Rosa chinensis
Lineage: Eukaryota; Viridiplantae; Streptophyta; Magnoliopsida; Rosales; Rosaceae
Product: FRIGIDA-like protein 5
Exons: 1
Coding region: 1-1407 (468 amino acids)
Source: RefSeq, a predicted model, not a curated record